UGCUAACCAUCUCCCUAUCGUCCCCGCAGACUCGACUUAGACGGCGACCGUGUUCACGUCGAGUGGUAAGUCAUGGUCGACCACAGCAAGGAAGAAAAGGCGGCACCUGCGCCUGCUCCCUGCAUCUCAGAACUAGCCCACCCUCCUUUACCGCGCGAUCUCUCGUUUUACAUCGUGCUCUGCCUCACCGUUGUGCCUAUCUGGAGCGUUGCGCCCCUGUCCUGGUUGUUCGUCGUCCACGCUUUCUGGACCGGUGCGGCACAUUCAUAUACAUGGCUUGGUACCCUUUGCUUAGCCUUUGCCAGUCUCGAAGUUGUCUUCUCUAUACACCACUUUUUCCUCGCUCGCCACGUCGAUGGACCUUCGACUAUCGGCUCUGGCAAUCUAGGCGAACUGCAGAAAGCAUUCGGUCGAGUCCUUCAAAGCGGACUGGCCAGUGACAUAUUUGGUGAUACGGACGAGGAAACGCUGGAUGUAAGCAGACCUUGUAGUCCGGAGGAGGCCAUUGUCCAACUCGAAGCUCAUGACCCUCGAGCUAUCGACUUCCGUAAUUAUCUUCGAACAUGGUUCCGUCAAAUCCCUUGGUCUCAUAUCCACAAGUCCGACGUCGAUGCAUGGCUUUACUGGGCCAUCUUCAACAGCAAUAUGCCGGAACCCCACGCCCUCCCAGAAUCGCACCGCAAUGUCCUCCAAGAAGCCCUCAAGAUGGUUGAAAAGCGCGCCGGCAAGACCUUCCCUGAAGGAUCCAACCCGCACGGUCGCCCUCUCCUCCUCAACAUCGACCCCGUCAACGUCCACCAGCGUCCGUUCAUUUGGUAUGCCUUUGUCACGCUCGCUAACGUCAUCCUCAAACGGUACUUCAUGCACCGCUGGAACAUGCGUUUCGGUUCCAAGGAUGGUCUCGAUUAUCUCCUUCGCAUCCCUGCAGGAUGGAACUCGAAGACCGGGCCGAGACCUAUCGUGUUCUUGCAUGGCCUGGGACUCGGACUCCUGCAGUACAAGAUGAUUCUGUCCCGCAUCCUACAUAAUUUCCCCGACCGUCCGUUGCUCGUCCCGCUCCAACCACACAUCAGUCAGCAAUUCUGGCAUCCGAAUUUCCUUCGGCCUAUGAACCGGAGAGAGACGUCGCAGGUCAUGCAUGCACUUUUACGUGAUCUCGGUUGGGCCGCGGAAGAGCGCCAGGUGACGAGUGAUAGCGAGGAUGAGAAGUCAGCCUUGGAGAAUGAGAAGAGGAUGAUGGAGGAGAGGAAGGGUGUGACGAUGGUCAGCCAUUCGAAUGGGUCGUAUGCCCAUGCGUGGUUCCUCAAGGCUUUCCCGAAUAGCGUUACGCGUUCGUGUUUCGUUGAUCCUGUCACGUUCUGUGGCUGGGAAGGACACGUAUGCUAUAACUUCCUCUACAGACCAGCGACAACGGGUAUGCAUCUCGUCAUGCGGUACUUUGUCGGCAGCGAGUUAGGAGUCGCCAACGCCCUCCAACGCCACUUCGACUGGUCUUCAAACUCUCUCUGGUACGAAGAGAUCCCCAACGCGAGAGAUCCAUCCCGGGCGACGUUCUUCCUGGGCGGUAAAGAUUCCAUCAUCAACGCCGAGCGCGUCCGUAAAUACCUCACGGAGCACGGCGUCCGUAAAGGCCUGUUCUUCGACCCGGAAGGAAGACAUGGCCAGGCGCUCCUCGCGGGUGGCGAAGGCUACAAACGGUUCAUGUCUUGGCUGGCCGAACCCGCUGCGGAUCCCUCACCAUCGCCGUCCUCGCAGUAAAACAUCUUCUAUUCUAUUCUAUACAUUUCUUCCUACGUCCCACUUUGGUCCAUCCCGACCACCAUCCAUCGUCCACUGCCAACUUUACAUUAUCGUCAUACGCAAACGCGCAUAGGAUUCUUCUUUAUUCAUCUUUUGCACUUUUUUUUAGAUAGAAACUGCAUUAUACCCCCACACG
Messenger RNA from Stereum hirsutum FP-91666 SS1, 1936 nucleotides. RefSeq lists its product as uncharacterized. Lineage: Eukaryota; Fungi; Basidiomycota; Agaricomycetes; Russulales; Stereaceae. Bases 73 to 1758 code for a protein of 561 amino acids. The transcript is spliced from 7 exons. The record is from RefSeq and is a predicted model, not a curated record.